Molecule: messenger RNA, 2718 nt
Organism: Aureobasidium musti
Lineage: Eukaryota; Fungi; Ascomycota; Dothideomycetes; Dothideales; Saccotheciaceae
Source: the annotation of a GenBank genome assembly
AUGGAUGAUCUCUUGAACACGGAUUGGACUGCUGCGGCGCCUGCAGCCAAGCAGAAUGCCCCGCGACCAGCCUUUGGCAUGCCCAUGUCUAUCCCUAGUGCUGCCUCGAGCUCGCGUGCCAGUCCAGCUCCUUCACCUUUCGCCAACAACUUGUCUGCUUCCAAAGCUCCGUCAAAGACCGCUUCACCUGCCAACGAUAUUUUCGCCAACCUUGUGUCCACGAAUGCGAACAAGAACCAGGGCAACCUAAGUCUACUGGAUCGUCAGAAACAGCUGCAACAAGAGAAGAUCAAGCAGGAGCAAGAGCAGCGUCAGAAGUACGCCCAGCAGUACGGAAACGAGGCAAACUUCUGGGACAAUCUGGGCAGUGGAAAGGCGACUCCUCAGUCGACAACAACACAGCACGUCGCGCCUCCUGCUCAGCACGACGAGGACGAUCUACUAGCUGCCUUCAACUCGGCUGCCCCCGUUGACAAGUCUUCACAUUUCCCUGUACCUGCAGCUUCUACCGCCAACAGUGGUCGCAACACUCCGGCGGUUGCGAACCAGUCCAACUCCGCUUCUCUACUCGCAGAUGACGACGAUGAUCCGUUUGGUCUGGGAGCAGUCCCUCAACGAAAACCCAGUCCUUAUCAGCCUUCUCCAGCGACCACAAACAACGACGAUGACGAUAUCCUGGGAGACUUGGGUAAGCCGGUGACUGCCAAACCACCCCGCCGCGAACCUCCUAGACGCGAACCCGUCGAUGAAGCCUUUGCUGUCAAUGAUCGCCGCUCUCCUCCUUCCUCCGAUCCUCUCGACCGCCCGAUAGCCGAACUGGUCGAUAUGGGCUUUCCCGCCGAGAAGUCAAGAGCCGCCCUGCAAGAGACGGGAGGUGAUGUACAAUCAGCUGUGGGAUGGUUGCUUAACCAGGCACAUCAAAAAUCAAGAGAGAGGACACAAAAUCGUGGCGGUAGCGCCCGUGCUAGUCCGGCGCCCCAAACCCGUGAUGAACCGCGGCGUGGCAGAGGCCCUGAGGAUGCUUCAGUACCUGCUUGGAUGCGACAAGAAGCACGGCCAAGUUCCAACCAACGCAAACAAGACAACGGAACGCCCGCCUCAGANAAGGAUGUAGCCGCGUAUGCUCAAGAGUUUGGUACAUCAUUCCUCAAAUCUGCAGGUUCUCUCUGGAAAACUGGACAGAAGAACUUGAAGAAGGCUGUUGCUGAGUUCCAGCAGCCCGAGAGCGAUCCCAACACACCCAAGUGGAUGAGAGACGCAAGUGCUGAAAGAGCACCUGCUCGACCUGGACGCUCUUCAACUCCCCGCGCAGCCGCACCUGCUCAGACUGCCGAUGAGUUGACGAAUGAGGCUAUGCUGUUGGAGGCCAGGGAUGAGAGGCCACGACCACCAAAGUCGCGUACCCCUGACGUCCGCGAACCUGUUUCUAGACCCGACUCGAGAGUACGAUCGCCUGCUCAGGACCUUCCUGUGCGUCCUCAACAGCAGUCACGAUUUGUACAGCAAGCACCUCCUUCACAAGCUCAGCGCCCCAACACCAAAGUUAGUCGCUUUGAUGUCGAGGAAGAGUCAUCACAGGCCUAUGUCAGCUCUGCAAGACGAAGAAAACCCGCCAAACCAGAACCUCAGCCAGAGCCCGAGGUCGAUCUGUUCAGCCCAGCACCUGUCCAACCAGCUCCACAACCCGCACCUGCGAGAACAACUCCCGCUCCUCGGCCUGCUCCAGCCAAAGCUUCCACACCAGUGCCUCAAGCUCCACGGCCCAAAGCGCCUCCACGAAACAUCCCUGCUAUCUCUCCAUCCGCGCUCUCGACAUCCAGCAGCCAUCGUCGUGCAGGCACAGAGGCCUUCAAAAGAGGAGACUUUGACGCUGCACAUAAUUCGUACUCUGCUGCACUUACACCACUACCGUCCACUCAUCCUCUGAUUAUCAUCGUGCUAUCGAACAGAGCACUGACAGCCAUCAAGACUGGUGAUCCCAAAGCUGCAGUCGUCGAUGCAGAUCGUGCUCUGGAGCUCAUCGGCAUUGGCAAAGGCGAAAACGAGAAGAUUGAUCUCGGCGGUGGUGAAGGCGAAAAAGACAUGAAAGAGUUCUACGGCAAAGCACUCAUGCGCAAAGCUGAAGCACUAGAAAACAUGGAGAAAUGGUCUGAUGCAGCUACUGUUUGGAAAGAUGCCAUCGCAGCUGGUGUAGGCGGUGCCGUGAGUCUAAGAGCUCGCGAUCGCUGUGAAAAAGCCGCUACAGGAGGUGCAUCAAAACCUGCUCCUUCAAAGCCAAGGCCAACACCAGCUGCGACAAAGGCACCAGCGGGCAAGCUCCAGCAACCCAAACGCCCUGCAGUCUCGCAAGCCCAAUCGCAAGAAGCAGUACGCAAGUUGCGUGAAGCGAAUGCCGCCGCUGAUAGAGCUGAUGAUGAGAAAUUCGCCCUUUCGGAUCAAGUUGAAGCUAAAGUCACUGCAUGGAAAGGUGGUAAAGCUGACAACCUGCGUGCUCUCUUGGGUAGUUUGGAUACUGUGCUCUGGCCUGAAGCAGGAUGGAAAAAGGUCAACAUGAGUGACUUGAUCAUGCCCAACAAGGUCAAGAUCGUGUACAUGAAGGCGAUUGCCAAGGUUCAUCCUGACAAGACGGCCACGACUGAGCAGAAGAUGAUUAGUGGAUCAGUGUUUAGUACCUUGAACGAGGCUUGGGAUAAGUUCAAGAAGGAUAACGGUUUGUAA